AUGCAGUGGCGAUGUAAAAAUGGCUUGGACGCAGGUUUUGGAGCUGCGAAGCACCUGUCACAGCAAGGCUACAACGUCACACUUAUAGAUGCCUCUCCAAAUCCUGGUGGCUUGUCAGCGGGCUGGCGCACGCCUCAGGGCAGAGCAGUGGAAGCUGGCAUCAAGGGCUUCUGGUACCAGUACCACAACAUAUUCGCACUGCUAAGGGAGCUGGGGAUCCCCUGGCCCUUGACUGACUGGACCACCAGCGGGUUCUGGUCCCCCCAGGGGCUCACCACCGAGGCGCCCGUGUUUUCGCGGCGGCCCCAGCUGCCCACCAUGCUCGGCCAGUUCGUGCACACGCUGCCCCUGUUCAAGCGGCUGUCUCUGGCGGACAGGGCCACUAUGGUGCCUCUGCUGGCGGCUGUGGUCGAUUUUGAUGCCACCCCUGAGACCUACGCACGCUAUGACAGCAUGACUGCCCUGGAGCUCUUCCAAAAGUUUGGCGUCAGCAAAGCCCUUUAUGAGGAGUUCCUGCGGCCGCUACUGCUGGUGGGCCUGUUUGCGCCGGCUGAGGAGCUGUCGGCCGCCGCCGUCCUCGGCACUUUCUAUUUCUACACGCUGGCGCACCAGAAUGACUUUGAUGUGUGCUGGGCCAAGGGGAGUGUCAGCGAGCUCAUAUUUGACCCCCUGGUGCGGCGGAUCGAGGCAGCGGGAGGGAACAUUGUGGGAGGCAGACUGGUCUCGGGCCUCCAGCUGGACGAGCUGACGGGCGAUGUGUCAGCGGUGCUGUCGCGCGACCGGGCAGGCGACGAGACCGUGCACCCCGCCGACGGCGUUGUCUUCGCCAUAGGCAUCUCAGGCAUGCAGAAGCUGGUGGCGGGCUGCCCGGAGCUGGGCAGACGGGCAGAGUUCGCGCGCAUCGCCAACCUGCGUUCAAUCGACUGCAUAGCGACGCGGAUAUGGUUUGACCGGCGGAUUGCCACGCAGUUCCCCGCCAACGUGCUCUCCGGGUUUGAGGAGUGCACGGGUGGCACCUGGUUCAACCUGAAUGACCUCCAGGAUGAGUACAAGGGUGCAUCGGGUGCAGUCAUAGCAGCGGACUUCUACCACUCGAACGCGCUCAUGCCUCUGAGCGACGAGGCAAUAGUGGCGCGCAUCAUAGACAGCGCGGUGCUGCGUUUCCCAAAGGCGGUGACGCAUUUCAGCCCCGGCUCGUACGCGUCGCGUCCCCUGCAGACCACCUCUUUUGGCAACGUGUUCAUGGCCGGUGACUGGGUCAAGGGCGUUCCCCACGGCGCCAACGGCCUCUCACAGGAGCGAGCAUAUGUGACAGGGUUGAGGGCAGCGAAUAUGGUGGUAGACAAGUUGGGCUGGGGAGUGCACGCAGACAUUCUGCCGGUAGAGCCAGAUGAGCCCUACAUCGCAGCCCUGAAGGGCGCCAACCGCGGCGUGAAAUCUGUGCUGUCCGCUUCCGGCAUCCGCAGCCCCUUUUUGUAA
This is a messenger RNA of Coccomyxa subellipsoidea C-169, 1479 nucleotides long. Its product is annotated as FAD/NAD(P)-binding domain-containing protein. The transcript is spliced from 10 exons. The coding region runs from base 1 to 1479 and encodes 492 amino acids. Gene Ontology annotation, molecular function: oxidoreductase activity. NCBI's taxonomy places the organism in Eukaryota, Viridiplantae, Chlorophyta, Trebouxiophyceae, Coccomyxaceae. The record is from RefSeq and is a predicted model, not a curated record.